Anguilla rostrata (American eel) is the source of this 3100-nucleotide messenger RNA. It is a transcript of the gene acadsb, whose product is annotated as acyl-CoA dehydrogenase short/branched chain. Lineage: Eukaryota; Metazoa; Chordata; Actinopteri; Anguilliformes; Anguillidae. The coding region runs from base 112 to 1413 and encodes 433 amino acids. The transcript has 11 exons. Gene Ontology annotation, cellular component: mitochondrion. The record is from RefSeq and is a predicted model, not a curated record. Gene Ontology annotation, molecular function: flavin adenine dinucleotide binding; acyl-CoA dehydrogenase activity.
AAAUGUAAUAUUUUCGCACAUGCGCAGUAGAGGCUGUUUCCCACCUCCGUGGCUUCACUGCCUGAUCCCUCCCACCUUCCUGUUCAGAACCCGUAUGUAAACAAGGGAAAUAUGGCGGCCCCCUUGAGUAGGAUCUGUGGGAAGCUCGGGAGGCAUUUGUCCCGACCAUGGUGUGUGAGGCAGUGGAGCCUGCAGCGAGGGACGUCCCGGUCCGCGGCAGAAGCAGCUGCAGAGCAGGGAGGCAUGGUUUCUGGAGUUUACCCACCAUUGCAGACCUACUCGGAAGAGGAAACCAUGAUGAAGGAGGCGGUCAAGAAAUUUGCCCAAGAGCGCAUUGCCCCAUUUGUGUCAAAGAUGGAUGAAAACUCUUCCAUGGAUCAGGUGGUGAUAGAUGGUCUAUUUGAGCAAGGGCUGAUGGGCAUUGAGAUCGACCCAGAUUAUGGUGGCACAGGUUCUUCAUUCUUCUCCUCCAUCCUGGUCAUUGAGGAGCUGGCGAAGGUGGACCCCUCAGUUGCGGUGCUCUGCGACAUCCAGAACACGCUGAUCAACACACUGGUCACUAAGCUUGGCACCGAGGCCCAGAAACAGCAGUACCUCCCCGCACUCUCUACAGAUAUGAUUGGAAGCUUCUGCCUGUCAGAAGCUGGGUCGGGGAGCGACGCGUUCUCUUUAAAGACGCGUGCGGAGAAACACAAGGACUAUUUUGUCAUUAACGGCUCCAAGAUGUGGAUCAGCAAUGCAGAGCAGGCUGGGGUCUUCCUGGUGAUGGCCAACGUGGACCCGUCGGCCGGCUACAGAGGAAUCACCUGUUUCAUAGUGGACCGGGACACGGAGGGGCUGGAGAUCGGCAAAAAGGAGAACAAGCUGGGACUGCGCGCCUCCUCCACCUGCCCCCUCAAUUUCGACAACGUCAAGGUUCCAGAGAAGAACAUUCUGGGGAAAGCCGGUCAUGGCUAUAAGUACGCCAUCGGAAUGCUGAACGAGGGGAGGAUUGGGAUCGCAGCUCAGAUGCUGGGGCUUGCUCAAGGCUGCUUUGAUAAUGCAGUUCCUUACACCAGGCAGAGGGUUCAGUUUGGCAAGCGGAUUUUUGACUUUCAGGGCAUGCAGCACCAGAUCGCCCAUGUGGCCACUCAGUUGGAGGCGGCCAGGCUCCUGACCUAUAACGCAGCUCGUCUGAAGGAGGCUGGUAGACCCUUCAUCAAGGAGGCCUGCAUGGCCAAGUACUUUGCUGCUGAGGUUGCGACUUUGACAACAUCAAAAUGCAUAGAAUGGAUGGGAGGGGUGGGCUUCACUAAAGAUUACCCUAUAGAGAAGUACUACAGAGACUGCAAAAUAGGUACAAUUUAUGAAGGCACUACUAAUAUCCAGCUCACUACCAUGGCCAAGUUCAUUGACCAAGAGUAUGACCACUGAACUAUGAACAACAGCUGAACCACGACUUUUCGACGAUUCACUGCUUUUAUAAAAGACUAAGGACCAUAUUUACUAAGGAUCUGCGGGGCUUUUAUAGAUUCUAGCGAGACAAAUAGCGUUUUUCCAUAUUUACUAAGGUGGUAAAAUGAGAGAAAUGCGGCAUCCCUAAACUUUGACAUAUGAUUUGAUUUAUUGUACAUAAAAUGUAUUAUUAUUAUUAUUAUUAUUAUUAUUUACUUAGCUCACUCAAAAACAGUUUUCUGGAAAUAUUUCCCGCAGAGGUUAUAUCAGUGUGGCGUUCCUUUGGAAGGUGGUAGAGGAAAUGAAAUGGCUACGGUAGCCACAUUAUAGCCUACAUUACGUUAUUGAACGUGAUCCAUUUAGAAAGCGUUUAUGGCGAUUCUUCUCUACGUUUAAAGCACGUGCCUCCAUCCAGAGAAGUUGCGAGACAGUGACUUUGGAGAUGGUUGGUCUUUGGAUACAAAUUAAACAACUUGAAAUAUUAAAACUGAGUUCUGAAGUUUUUACAGAGCGGUGUUGCUUUUCUGCCAUGCGCAAAACGCAUCUUAAAUGCCGGCAGUCCAUUCAGAUAAACUCACUGCGGCUGUGCUCAUUUACAUGACCAGUGUUAGUAAAUACCCCGCUAAAUUGAAAACAUGCAGCGACGCAGAAUAAUUAGUAAUCAGUAAUUUGCCGCAUGCUUAGUAAAUAUGGCCCUAAGGCAGGGUUUGGAGCGUGGGUGGGAAAAUGCUUUAAGAAGUUGUGUAUUUUUUGUAGAAUAUUGCUGUGCUGAACCUUUGUCGUCAUGACAACAACAGUUUAAUCAAGCAUUUUAAUAUCAGUGUGUAGUAGUUUUGAUUUCUUCACAUAUCAACUAUACACUAAAUGAUUACGUUCUACUCGGCGGGGAUAUCCAAUAACCUGUUUUUAAAUUAUACUGGCAGGACACAUGAGCAAAAUGUACCAAUAUUUCUUGCUGCUAUCCCACUGGCUGUUUGUCAUUAAAUGUAAAUCCAGUAGUGUCGAUGCGCUACUGUUGCUAAUACGUUAGGCAGCUCUUUGACUAGUAUAGUGAAGUUAAGAAAACUGUUACUGAUGACUGGCACUAGGUGUGCUAUGUAUAGUAUAAAAAGCACUCCCACCCCCCUCCCCCCCCAUAAUUCAUUUGCAAUUCCAAUACAGAAUAGAUUGGUUCCACUUGAAUUUUUCUGUCGUAACAAUAAGGUAGUUCUGCUUCCUUUAAAUGCAGUUGACAAAUUGAGAAAUGCAAGCAUAGCUUAAAUGGAACCAUGUUAUGUUUAAGUAACCAAUUUAAAGCAGUGUUCCGCUUCCGGUUUCCUUCCCAUAUGGCUUUUAUUGAGACAGUAGCUGUGUUUCCCUUGUGGUGUUUUCAUGUCCGUUUCCAGGUUUUUCAAUAAUGCUCGAAGCACAGUAAUAUUUUAGGGCAGUUUAAUCAUAAUCGCAAAUACAGGUGUACGUGACUGAAUGAGAUUUGUAUCCAGUGUCCUUUGUUCACUGUUCCUCGUGAAGGUUUGUUCCUUAAUUUUUCUGUUUGGGUGAAUUUCAGAACUUGUGCAUGUGUCAGUGCCUUAAGGUCAGAAUUAUUUUUUUUGUCCAACCACACUGCCCCACCCCCAUGUCCCCCAGUAAGAGAUUAGAGACAAAAAGCAGGGGGAGAGCAGCAAUA